AUGUAUCUCCCAGGUGUGGCUGAAUCUGGAACUCAAUCUUCUGAUUCUGAACCGGAAUCUGGCAAAUAUUCAAAUCUUGACAAUUUAGAGGAUCGCUCAUACUUAUGCAAUGAAAACUCUAAUAAAAUUCCCAACGAUGAAUCAGUCGUAAGAUCCAGUAUCCGCAGUCGACGCUGUCCGGAACAAUCGGGAAUUGUGAACGAUGAAGAGCUUGAUAAGGCUAUAAAAGAAGAUAACGGUUUUACUUUCCUAGAUAACUACAAUCCCAGAAACCAUGUAGAUCCUUGGGUUUCUGUCCAAGCCAUUCUGGCUAGUAGGCCGCUGAAGAGUGCCUUAUCAAUAGGUCGCUCUGGAUCUUUUUCGAAGGUUAAGGAGAGUCUAGAAAGCGACCGUCCUGCUUCUAAUCAAAAUAAAGAAGUAGAUCAGGGAACUGACGAGAAUGACUCGGAAAAUACGGUCAUAAAGGAUCCCAACGCCGCUAAGCGCGAUUCCCGCAAACGUGGUAGUAACGAUUUUGCCCUCACAAGGCGUGAGUAUUUUGUCAAGUAUGUUGAUCAGUCACAGUGGCAUAAUGCUUGGAUGCCAGGAAAACUAUUGCUUGCAUUACAUCCCAAUUUGAUCCGAACAUAUGCCCGUCUUCACGAAAAAGUUUUCAGUUCGAAUGGGCCCUCAGACUCAAUCACGUUUGCCUAUCCCGAAACAAAGAACCCGCAUCAGAACUCAGAUAUAGAGGAAAGUGAUGGAGCU
Protopolystoma xenopodis is the source of this 747-nucleotide messenger RNA. NCBI's taxonomy places the organism in Eukaryota, Metazoa, Platyhelminthes, Monogenea, Polystomatidea, Polystomatidae. The record is from the annotation of a GenBank genome assembly.